CGCCGGGCCGGGCAGGGCCGCGGCCAUGGCCACGGCGGAGGGUGCGGCGCUGCGGGCCGUCCGGGGCUGCCUGGCCGCCUUCCCGCGGGAGGCCCGCGAGCUGGGGUGGACAGAUUCCGUACCCUAUCUUGAUGGGCCUCCAUCCCCGCUGGAGUUUUAUCGAGAAUGGGUGAGUCCAAAUAAACCUUGUAUAAUUCAGAAUGCCAUCAGCCACUGGCCAGCUCUGAAGAAAUGGACCUCAGCAUACCUCAGGGAGGUGGUAGGUCCCAAGGUAGUGAGUGUGGCAGUAACACCAAAUGGUUACGCGGAUGCGGUGUUUCAGGACCGUUUUGUCAUGCCAGAGGAGCGCCAGAUGCCUUUCAUGGACUUUUUGGACAUUGUGGAGAAGAAAGUGACCUCUCCCAACGUAUUUUAUGUGCAGAAGCAGUGUUCAAACCUCACCGAGGAGUUCCCUGAGCUUGUCUGUGAUGUGCAGCCUGACAUACCGUGGAUGAGUGAGGCACUUGGGAGGAAACCUGAUGCUGUGAAUUUCUGGCUUGGGGAAUCAGCUGCUGUGACAUCUUUACAUAAAGAUCAUUAUGAGAACUUGUACUGUGUGAUCUCUGGAGAGAAACAUUUUCUACUGCAUCCACCGAGUGACCGUCCCUUCAUCCCAUAUGAGCUCUAUCAGCCAGCAACCUACCAGGUAUCAGAAGAUGGUUCUUUUGAAAUUGUGGAUGAGAAGAGUGCAGAUAAGGUGCCCUGGAUCCCCUUGGAUCCAUUGAACCCAAAUCUGGAACGGUUUCCAGAGUAUGCUCAGGCAAAACCUUUGCAGUGUACAGUGAAAGCUGGUGAGAUGUUAUACCUGCCUUCUCUUUGGUUCCAUCAUGUUCAGCAAUCACAUGGCUGCAUAGCAGUGAAUUAUUGGUAUGACAUGGAAUAUGACCUCAAGUACAGCUAUUACCAACUACUAGAUUGUCUCGCCAAAGCUGUGGAAGUGUUAUAGCAGAGGUGGGAGACUCAAGCUUUUGGUCUCUCUUCUGGCGUGUGUGAUACAAUCAUCAGCAUCUAUGACUGAGCUACAAACAUGAUUCAAGUAAAAAGAACUGAACGUUAUUAUCCACAGCAAUGUCUGUGAAACAGAUCAUGGCUAUUUUACUUGAUUUCAGAGUCCAAAUCAAUCGACCACAUUUUUUAACUAGUAAGUAGAAGGUUUGAUAAUAGCAUUUUUAGGUAUUUGCAUGAUGCCUUAGUGACGGUGGGCAAAAUAAAAUUUGAAGGAAGGGAAUCCAGGGUUUGGAAAUCCCAAAGCAGAAGUCAUGACUGUUUGUUCAGAUCUACAGACUGUUUUCAUGACAACCCAAGUGGGCAAGGAAGAAUCUGCUCUGCCACCCACCUGUGCAUCAGGCUGCAUCAGUCCUACAUAUGCAUUCAGCUUAAGGCGAAAGGCCUGUCCAGUUGUAAUGCACUGAAUUCAGUGGCUGUGGUGUUUUCAUGGUGAGAAAUUACAACUUCUGCAAUAAAAGGUCAGUUUAAAAGCUUA
Apus apus (common swift) is the source of this 1522-nucleotide messenger RNA. It is a transcript of the gene JMJD7, whose product is annotated as jumonji domain containing 7. The record is from RefSeq and is a predicted model, not a curated record. NCBI's taxonomy places the organism in Eukaryota, Metazoa, Chordata, Aves, Apodiformes, Apodidae. Gene Ontology annotation, molecular function: 2-oxoglutarate-dependent dioxygenase activity. Bases 26 to 985 code for a protein of 319 amino acids. The transcript is spliced from 8 exons.